AUGUUUUCCACUAGUGCCUGCCUCGUGGACGGCCUCGCGCGCGUCCAUGACCUCCUGGAACAAUGUUUUGUGUCUGUCCGCAGGAGCGAAUACGAUCGAGGGGUGAACACCUUCUCGCCUGAAGGCCGUUUGUUUCAAGUCGAAUAUGCACUUGGCGCUAUUAAGCUGGGCAGCACUGCUGUGGGCGUCCAGACCAAGGAUGGCGUCAUCCUCGCAUCCGAGCGGAGAAUCACGUCCUGCCUUCUGGAUCACCGCUCGAUUCAGAAAAUUGUUGAAAUCGAUAGCCACAUUGCCUGCGCCAUGAGUGGCCUUAUCGCCGAUGCCAGGACGCUUAUCGAUCACGCCCGCGUCGAGUGCGCGAACCAUUUUUUCACCUACAACGAGAAGAUGUCCAUCCACAGCUGCAUCGACUCCGUCGCGGAUCUCGCCCUAGACUUCUCCGAUGUUAGCGACGGCCGCAGAAAGAAAACGAUGAGCCGUCCGUUCGGCGUCGCGCUGCUCGUGGCUGGCGUCGAUGACCAGGGGCCUUCCCUCUGGUGUGCGGAUCCGUCGGGCACAGUCACGAAGUACCAGGCUGUCGCCAUUGGGUCCGCUCAGGAAGGCGCGGAGACGAUGCUUCAGGAGCAGUACAGCCAAUCCAUGAGCUUCGAGGAUGCUGAGGCUCUUGUCCUCUCGGUGCUGCGGCAAGUCAUGGAAGAAAAGCUCAACUGCGACAACGUCGAGGUCGCGUGCGUCAAAACCAGCGACCGCAAGUACCAUCAGUACACUUCUGAAGAGCUUCAAGCUUUGAUUGACCGUCUCCCCGCGCCGACGCUACCGACAGCGACGGAUUUGCCUGCGUCUUCUUGA
Molecule: messenger RNA, 849 nt
Organism: Besnoitia besnoiti
Lineage: Eukaryota; Apicomplexa; Conoidasida; Eucoccidiorida; Sarcocystidae
Product: putative proteasome subunit alpha type 5-2
Exons: 8
Coding region: 1-849 (282 amino acids)
Biological process (GO): proteasome-mediated ubiquitin-dependent protein catabolic process
Cellular component (GO): nucleus; proteasome core complex; proteasome core complex, alpha-subunit complex
Source: RefSeq, a predicted model, not a curated record